Molecule: messenger RNA, 1781 nt
Organism: Drosophila suzukii
Lineage: Eukaryota; Metazoa; Arthropoda; Insecta; Diptera; Drosophilidae
Gene: RhoGAP5A
Product: Rho GTPase activating protein at 5A
Biological process (GO): regulation of GTPase activity; regulation of small GTPase mediated signal transduction; signal transduction
Molecular function (GO): GTPase activator activity
Source: RefSeq, a predicted model, not a curated record
ACAACAUUCGACGGCCUGGCAACCUUGCUCGCCUGCCAAGCAAAAAAUUAAGAAUCAUUGGGUUUACUUAAAUUAAUUUAUCAAUUAACUGCCGCCUACUGAGUGACUUGACUUAUUGGUCUACUAGUUCCAAGGAGAAUGCCCCGGAACACGGAGGCGGGCGCCGGAAGUGCGGGAACUCUCGGUUCCGGCGGUGUAGGUGGUGCUCCCGAGCCCAGUUCUCCGGUUCAGAAGGUUUGGAAGCCAGAAUUGUACAAACUCCAGUUGGAGGCACCGGCUCCGUGUCCGCUGCGCUGCCAGCGUACCUUGCCUCUGCCGCCGGCAAAGAGUACGGCGGAGGCUGUGGAGGCCAACAACUUGGCUGGACGGCUGUACGGCUCUGAGUACCACGGACUUAUGGGGCACUUGGAGGCGGAGCAGCUGCUGGCCAACGCCCGCGACGGCAGCUACUUCGUCCGCCGGAGCCCCCAGUCUGACGGCUACUACACGCUGAGUCUCCGCUUCAACAAGCGCCCCAAGCACUACAAGCUGCUCCACAAACCCGGCGUAGGUCACUACCUGCGCGGCCAGGACAAGCGAUUCGAUACAGUUCACGACAUGGUCGCCGACGGGCUGAUCAACUUCCACAUGCAGCUCCACGCCAGCCCCAUCAUCCAGCAAAUAAACCAGCAAACCAAGAACUGCUACCAGCAGAGCCCCUACAUGACGUUAAACGGACGGAAGCUGAGGGCCCUCUCCAAUGAGCUGGGCAAGGCCUCGGCAGCCAAGGAGUCCCCGCCAGUCGAGGAAAAGGAGCAAAAGCAGUUGGAGCCGCCACCUGCCGCGGAUCCGAUGCCGCUGGUGUACGAGAAACCGCAUCAUUUUAAGGUACACACCUUCAAGGGCCUCAACUGGUGCGAGUUCUGUGCCAACUUCCUGUGGGGAUUCACCGCACAGGGCGUCAAGUGCGAAGCCUGCGGCUUUGUGGCGCACAGCAAGUGCUCCGAGCUGGUGCCGCCUAAGUGUGUGCCGGACCUAAAGCGCAUACGUGGCGUAUUCGGCACUGACUUGACCACCAUGGUGCAGCUGGAGCCGCACCACCAGAUACCCUUCGUGGUGCGGCGCUGCGUGGAAGAGGUGGAGGCCAGGGGCAUGCUGCAGGAGGGGAUAUACCGGGUGUCCGGGUUCGCCGAUGAGAUCGAGGCCCUUAAGCUGGCCUUGGAUCGGGAGGGCGAGACGACGGACAUGUCGGAGACGGCCUACGGAAAUGUGAAUGUGAUUGCCGGGACCCUAAAGCUGUACCUACGCCUGCUCCCAGUGCCGCUCAUCACGUUCCAGGCCUACCCCAGCUUCAUGGCAGCAGGACGCACCAACAAGCAGACGGAGCAGCGGCAGCUCAUGGCGGAGGCAGUGCGUCGCCUGCCGCCCGCCCACCACAGCUGCCUGCAGUAUAUGCUGGAGCACCUGAAGCGCGUGGCCUCCCAUUACGCCGUGAACAAGAUGAACGAGCACAAUUUGGCCACCGUGUUUGCGCCCACGCUGAUUGCCACCCCUCAGCACAUGACAAACCUUACGGAGGAGAUUUUCAUGCUCUCCUCGCUCAUCACCCACUGCAAGACUAUAUUUGCGGGGUCCUAAACAGCCUUAAAGCGAGCCCAAUGCCUCCCAACGCCAAAAUCUUAAGCUGCAGUCCGAGGCGCGCAGCCGCACGGAUAGCCCUUCAUUUUCAAACGCAUCCCAGAGUGUGCCCUCUACCAAGCACGCAUCAGUACUCGUGACUCGAGAGUUCCACCAAAAAUUUA